AUGGCCACGCUCUCACAAUUGCCAAACGAGAUACUCAUGACAAUCGCGCUUGAGGUUGAGCCGGGCGACGUAGUGAAUUUUGCAACGGCUUGCAAGAUAGUGUAUUAUGCAUCAGAGGCAGCCUUGAAAAGGCACGUGGCGCUGCAACUACAAUAUCAGAAAAUAAAAAAUCACGAUAAUGGAACCUUUCGAAGCUUGUCGUGGCUUCUUCGGGAAGUGUUAAAGAAUCCUCCGAUUGGGUACUAUGUACGAGAACUUUGGCUUCAUGGAUGGGUCGACGGCUUGUGGUCCCCCCAAGACGAGGAUAAAGAGUCUGACGUGCGAUUUGUCGCUGCCGCCUUUGAACAGUCUGGUCUACCAUUGUUGCCGUAUAAUGACGCAGCUAUCAAACUCAGGGAUCGAUGUAAGACCCUUACCAUCGUGCUUCUAUUCCUCCAUCUGCCAAGUCUUAGCCUGCUGCGUUGGAAGGUUGAAAUGGCAGAUAACGAAGACUACUUGGUACUUCAAUAUCUGCGGCACAUGUUCACUGAGUAUAGUCCACCGGUACUUACAAAGCUGCGGACUGUGAUUUUACAAGACCGGGACUGUACAUUGAGGAAUGGCGUCGGUAGUAUUCCAGAGCAUUUCAUAUCAUCAUUUUUCCUUUGCCCCUCAGUCCAGACUAUUAAAGCACGGACUAUCAACGAGCACUUCGGCUUACCUGGAGCUCCCGAGUCUCCAUCAGAACCACCAGCUAGACUUUCAAACGUUUCUGAACUCACUCUCAACUUUUACAGGAGGAGAGAUUGCUCUUCUGAGGAAGCUUACCGAUGGCUGGAUAAGAUGUUAGGCUCUAUCAAGGCUCUUCGCAAAUGCCAAUAUAGAAUGUUACCAUUUUCAACGGUUGGCGACGGGGGAAUGAACAAUCUGCUACAAAUUCACGCGCAGCAUUCGCUAGAAGAGUUGAAAUUCCCAUACCGUGGCAAGUUACAAGCGUUGCCUACUGGGUCUUUGAGACGUUUCACCAAACUCCGCGUCUUGGAAAUCGAGAUAAUCGGUCCAUAUAGAUACCCUGCCUCAAGGGCGACCUUCAAAGCUAGGGAACUCCCAAGAUCUUUACAGCAGCUCCGCUUGUGGAUCCAUGGCGACGAGUUCAUAGAAGUUUGUCUCGAGGAAGUUGAGGAGCUUAUUGAGCAGACGAAGAUGUUACCUCGCAUGACAAGCGUAGAAUUGUAUUGUCAUGAUUUACAUGACUUCUUAUCAAAACAGGAUGUGAAGAAGUGUCAAGAUCAGAUCAAGAUGAUACGGGAAAGAGGUCGUCAAGUUGGCGUGAGCGUGGACGUAAAAACCUGUGUCGGCCCGAGGACUGAUUUUUGA
This is a messenger RNA of Bacidia gigantensis, 1356 nucleotides long. RefSeq lists its product as uncharacterized. Bases 1 to 1356 code for a protein of 451 amino acids. The transcript has a single exon. Lineage: Eukaryota; Fungi; Ascomycota; Lecanoromycetes; Lecanorales; Ramalinaceae. The record is from RefSeq and is a predicted model, not a curated record.